UGUUUGGAUGUGACAGCCUUUUUCCACGUUUUCCCCUAUUAGCGUAUAAUUUUGCAAUUGGCCUUCGCCAGAGCGCCAUUUGUAUCGAUAAUUUAGCUAAACUCGAGCGAAUUGCGGGUGCUUAGUGGGUGCUUCUUUGUUUGUGCAGUGAAAACACAGCAAAACCGGCGAACAGGACUAAACCACCAACACUGAAAAUGGAGGCACAAAAAUUGACGGAACUGUUGCGCGCAACCAUCGAUCAAAACCCGGAGCAAAGGAAAGCGGCCGAGGAGCAAUUAGCUCAAAUACACAAAAUCAUUGGAUUUGUGCCGACCAUACUGCAAAUCGUAAUGCAAACGUCGCUGGAGCAGCCGGUUAGGCAAGCGGGAGUUGUCUAUCUCAAGAACCUGGUCAACAGCAGCUGGUCGGAUCAUGAGACUAAGCCGGGUGAUCCCAUACCAUUCUCCAUACACGAACAGGAUCGCGCAAUGAUACGCGGCGCCAUUGUGGAUGCCAUUGUCCAUGCCCCCGAGCUGAUCAGAGUUCAGCUCUCUAUCUGCGUAAAUCAUAUCAUCAAGAGCGAUUUUCCCGGACGAUGGCCUCAAGUGGUGGACAACAUUAGCAUCUACUUGCAGAAUCCGGAUGUGAAUGGCUGGAACGGUGCAUUGGUGACCAUGUAUCAGCUGGUCAAGACCUAUGAAUACAAACGUUACGAGGAGCGAGCACCACUGAACGAGGCAAUGAAUUUGCUGUUGCCAAUGAUUUAUCAGCUGAUACUGACGCUACUCAACGAUCAAUCGGAGCAAUCGGUGCUGUUGCAAAAACAAAUACUCAAGAUUUACUAUGCACUAACGCAGUACAGUCUGCCGCUCGAUCUCAUUACCAAGGAGAUCUUCUCGCAGUGGAUGGAAAUCUGUCGUCAGAUUGCGGAUCGUGCUGUGCCCGAUUGCUCGCAUCUGGAUGACGAUGAACGCACCGAAUUCCCCUACUGGAAAACUAAGAAAUGGGCCCUGCACAUUAUGGUGCGCAUGUUUGAGCGUUAUGGCAGUCCCAGCAGCGUGGUUAGCGAAAAGUAUCAGAAAUUCGCCGAAUGGUAUCUACCCACCUUUAGUUCUGGCGUCUUGGAGGUUCUGCUCAAAAUUCUAGAUCAAUAUCGUAAUCGUGUCUAUGUAUCGCCACGUGUCCUUACGGAUGUGCUAAACUAUCUGAAGAUUGCUGUGAGCCACGCCUACACCUGGAAGCUGAUUAAGCCGCACAUGGUUGCCGUUAUUCAGGAUGUCAUAUUUCCCAUCAUGUCGUUUACCGAUUCGGAUCAGGAGCUAUGGGAGAGCGAUCCCUAUGAGUACAUUCGCCUCAAGUUUGAUAUUUUUGAGGAUUAUGCCACGCCCGUGCCGGCUGCACAAUCGCUGCUGCAUUCCGUCUGUAAGAAACGCAAGGGCAUUCUGCCCAAGGCGAUGAGCACCAUUAUGCAAAUAAUUACCUCACCCAAUGCGGACAAUAAGCAAAAGGAUGGCGCCCUCCACAUGAUUGGCACCCUGGCGGAUGUCCUGCUGAAGAAGGCGCUAUAUCGUGAUCAGGUCGAGUCAAUGCUGACCACCUAUGUAUUUCCGGAAUUCGGGAAUCCAGCCGGGCAUAUGCGGGCACGUGCCUGUUGGGUAUUGCACUAUUUCUGCGAUGUCCAAAUCAAGAAUCCUCAGGUGUUAGCCGAAACUAUGCGCCUGACCACUAAUGCCUUGCUGACAGAUAAAGAGCUGCCCGUUAAGGUGGAGGCUGCCGUGGGCCUGCAAAUGUUCCUAACGUCGCAGGACGAGGCACCCCAAUACGUCGAGACACAAAUUAAAGAGAUUACCAAGGAGCUGUUGACCAUCAUACGCGAGACCGAAAACGAAGACUUGACAAAUGUCAUGCAGAAGAUUGUUUGCACAUUUACGGAGCAACUGCUGCCGGUUGCCACAGAAAUAUGCCAGCACUUGGCAACGACAUUCAGUCAAGUGCUGGAAUCGGAGGAGGGCUCCGAUGAGAAGGCCAUCACAGCCAUGGGUCUGCUGAAUACGAUAGAAACGCUGCUCAGUGUAAUGGAAGAACAUCCGGAUGUGCUGCUCAAUUUGCAUCCAAUAGUGAUUAACGUUGUGGGUCACAUAUUCCAGCACAACAUAACCGAUUUCUAUGAGGAAACAUUCUCGCUGGUUUACGAUUUGACGUCCAAGUCCAUUUCAGCUGAAAUGUGGCAAAUGCUCGAGCUAAUCUAUCAGGUGUUCAAGAAGGAUGGGGUCGAUUAUUUCAUUGACAUUAUGCCAGCGCUGCAUAAUUAUGUAACCGUCGAUACGCCAGCGUUCCUUUCAAAUCCGAACCGCCUUCUGGCCAUACUGGACAUGUGCAAAACUAUGCUUACUGGCAAUCCUGGCGAGGAUCCCGAAUGUCAUGCCGCCAAGUUAAUGGAGGUGAUUAUACUGCAGUGCAAGGGCCAAAUCGAUUCGGUGAUACAUAUGUUUGUGGAGCUGGCCCUGUCGCGUCUGACACGUGAGGUGCAAUCUUCGGAGCUGCGCACCAUGUGCCUUCAAGUGGUCAUUGCGGCGCUCUAUUACAAUCCGCAGCUGCUGCUCUCCAUUCUUGACAAGAUGUCGCAGCCCAACAACGAACCAAUUAGCUCACAUUUCAUCAAACAAUGGCUGCAUGAUACAGACUGUUUUCUAGGCAUUCACGAUCGCAAGCUGUGCGUGUUGGGCCUGUGUACGCUUAUCUCGCUGGGCGAUGCCAAGCCGCAGGUGCUGAGCGAGGUGGCGGGCAAGAUUGUGCCAUCGCUGAUACUGCUCUUCGAUGGUCUCAAGCGUGCUUACGAAUCCCGUGCACAGGAGGAAGAGGAGGAAGAAGAGGAGGAGGAUGGCGAUGAUUGUGAAGAGGCUUUGUCGAGCGAUGAGGAUGAGAUGGACGAAAUGGCGCCCAACUAUUUGGAUAAGUUGGCAGAAUUUAGCAAAACGAAAGGCGCCGUGGCUGGCUUUGAAGUGAAAGCCGAAAUAAAGGAUGACGAUGAAGAUUCGGACGACGAGGCUGAGGAGUCUGUUGGUGAUCUGAAUGAAACUGGCCUCGAAACAUUUACCACGCCCAUUGACGAGGAGGAGAACGAAAGCGCUAUCGAUGAAUAUUGGACGUUUAAGGAAGUUAUUACAGCACUUUCCGCACAAGAUCAGGCCUGGUAUUCGCUGUUGACAUCGAACCUAACGGCCGAACAAGCAAAGGCGCUACAGGAUGUGGUCGUGACCGCUGACCAGCGCAAGGCGGCCAAAGAAUCGAAAUUGAUUGAGAAACAGGGUGGAUUCGCAUUCCCCCAAACAACCGUGCCCACAUCAUUUAAGUUUGGCUCUUAAAUGCGAACUGUGCGACUCGAACUUAGUACGAUUUCUUCUGACUUCACUGUUUCUCAUAUUCUUUCUAUAACGAAAUCGAAAAUGGAAAAACGAAAAAAAAAAAACAAAAAAAACAAUUAGUGACUGGAACUCAACACGUUGAGUGUUGAGGCAAUUUCUAGAUUCUCGUACACAUUGUGUACACAAAUAUACACAUACACGUGUUGCAUGCAUCGGUUGAGCGAUCGGUAAUUGGGUGAUCGCUUUAUAUAUUUAUUGUAGAUUUAUUUUUUAAAUUUCUAUUUUGGCAACUCCAUGCCAACUAAAUUAUAAUAACUUAAGUUUGAAAAACCAAUUGUAUAUCAUUGUAUGUAACUAAGAAAACAAUUUAGACGUCGUCUCAUGCAAUGAGGUUGCGCCCGGCUAAGCAAAGAUCAGCCCCACUCCAGCGUAAAGUGGUCAGAGAAUGAGAAUUCAACGCAGAGCAUUUCACUUACAUUGUCUUUACACACACACACACACACACACACACGUAUAUAACGUACUAGAUGGAGCGAUAUUUUUGAAAAAUAAAAACAUUUUUAACGUUUGA
Messenger RNA from Drosophila grimshawi, 3918 nucleotides. It is a transcript of the gene msk, whose product is annotated as importin-7. Gene Ontology annotation, molecular function: small GTPase binding. The coding region runs from base 198 to 3347 and encodes 1049 amino acids. NCBI's taxonomy places the organism in Eukaryota, Metazoa, Arthropoda, Insecta, Diptera, Drosophilidae. The transcript is spliced from 11 exons. The record is from RefSeq and is a predicted model, not a curated record. Gene Ontology annotation, cellular component: nuclear envelope; cytosol. Gene Ontology annotation, biological process: protein import into nucleus.